AUGGAUGGGGAAGAAGUUUGGGAUGGAGAAGAAGUUAAGGAGGGACAAAUGAUCGUGGAUGGAGAAGAAGUUAAGGAAGGAGAAGAAAUUAAGGAUGAUGAAGAAGAAAGUAAGGAUGAAGAAGAAACUAAGGAAGUAGAAGAAGUUAGGGAAAGAGAAGAAGUUUGGGAUGGAGAAGAAGUUAAGGAUGUAGAAGAAGAAGAAGAAGUUUUGGAUGGAGAAGAAGUGAAGGAAGGAGAAGAGGUUAAGGAAGAAGAAGAAGAAGUUAAGUUUUGGAUGGAGAAGAAGUUAAGGGAAGGAGAAGAAUUUAAGGAAGAAGAAGUUUUGGAUGGAGAAGAAGUUAUGGAUAAUGAAGAAAGUAUGGAUGGGGAAGAAGUUUGGGAUGGGGAAGAAUCUACUAAAAUGAAGUUAAGAAAGCAGAAGAAGUUAAGGAGGAUGGAGAAGAAGCUAGGGAAGGAGAAAAGGAAGGAGAAGAGGUUAAGGAAAAAGAAGAAGAAGUUUUGGAUGGAGAAGAAGUUAAGGGUAAAGAAGAAAGUAUGGAUGCGGAAGAAGUUUGGGAUGGAGAAGAAGUUAAGUAGGGAGAAAUUAUCAUGGAUGGAGAACAAGUUAAGGAAGGAGAAGAAAUUAAGGAUGAUGAAGAAGAAAGUAAGGAUGGAGAAGAAGAAGUUAUGGACGGAGAAGAUGUUAAGGAAGGAGAAGAAACUAAGGAAGGAGAAGAAGUUAGGGAAAGAGAAGAAGUUUGGGAUGGAGAAGAAGUUAAGGAUGGAGAAGAAGUUUGGGAUGGAGGAGAAGAAUCGAAUUAAGGAAGCAGAAGAAGUUAAGGAGGAUGGAGAAGAAGUUAGGGAAGGAGAAAAGGUUAAGAUUGAAGAACAAGUUAGGGAAGGAGAAGAAGUUAAGGAUGGAGAAAUAGUUUGGGAUGGGGAAGAAGUGAAGGAAGGAGAGGAGGUUAAGGAAGAAGAAGAAGAAGUUUUGGAUGGAGAAGAAGUUAAGGGUUGUAGACCCCUAAUUUUGCCCGGCCUCUCAAUAAAAGCUAGGAAAACUUCACAAGAAGAUAAAGUUUGCCCGGCUUCUUAA
Molecule: messenger RNA, 1074 nt
Organism: Sphenostylis stenocarpa
Lineage: Eukaryota; Viridiplantae; Streptophyta; Magnoliopsida; Fabales; Fabaceae
Source: the annotation of a GenBank genome assembly